AUGUUGUCCAAAAUCCUGAUCGCGUCGGCUGCGACCCUCGCGGCGCUCUCUGGCUUGGCCAAUGCCCAGACUAAUAUCACCGAGAAAGCCUGUGCCGCCACAUCCGAGUACUCAAAGUGUAACAGGGACGUCGCGGACAAGUGGAGCUCCUGCCUUCGAGGCUGUAACGGCAAUGGUAACUGUGCCGUGGAUUGUGGCUGCGAGUCCCACCAGAAGUCUACUCCUGCAAAUACCAGCUCUUCGUCCAGCAGUACUUCGCCGUCUGCCCCAGCGCCAAAGAACCAAUCCCCUUCUGGCCCACCCCCAGACAACGCGCCAAACCGCUGCUCUUGCGACAUAGGCAAAAUCACAAAAACGACCCUAUCAUCCCGCAAUCAGCAGAUCAAAUGUAUGCGCGACGUCACCGACAAACUCGACAAAGACAUCGACAACAUCCAAGACCUAUCGAAACUGAAAGACGGUCUUGAUAUCGCCGAUCGCGCCUCGGACUGUGCCUGCUGCGGAGCCAGCGCUAGUAUCUCCGCAUCCUGGGAUAUCUGCCCACACACCGAACCCAAUCUCGCUGGCGCAGACAUGUGGGGAGUCUUCUUCCCCUCCGAUCAACCCAAUCUAUACAACUCCCUUCCGAACUGGGCGUGGUCCUCAUGCGACGACACACUCAAAGACACAAAGUGCAAGGACCUUGGUUUUACGGACACGGAUAAGUUCUAUAGGCCCGGGGAUUUGCCCAAGAACGGUACUUCGACACUGCACGAGGUCGGUGGUACUGUUACGGCGCCUCCUAGCGGUACGGUUCUGGUUUGGUCCCAGUCUUCGACUACUUAUACCGUGACCGCGACUGGGUAUGACCGAAAGGCUGUUGCUAGUCAGAGUGAGUACCGUGCUACGGCUACCGGGAGUGAUGCAGCGUUUGCGACGCAGACUUCUGACAGUGGAGCUGCGGCUGUGAGGAAUGGUGGUGUUGGUGCAGUUGUGGCUGCUGUUUUUGCGGUUCUUGUGUUGUAA
This is a messenger RNA of Penicillium coprophilum, 1005 nucleotides long. RefSeq lists its product as uncharacterized. The record is from RefSeq and is a predicted model, not a curated record. Lineage: Eukaryota; Fungi; Ascomycota; Eurotiomycetes; Eurotiales; Aspergillaceae. The coding region runs from base 1 to 1005 and encodes 334 amino acids. The transcript has 3 exons.